Messenger RNA from Periconia digitata, 1284 nucleotides. The record is from the annotation of a GenBank genome assembly. Lineage: Eukaryota; Fungi; Ascomycota; Dothideomycetes; Pleosporales; Periconiaceae.
CUCACCAUGGACUCCACGAAGUCCGUAUCGCGACUUCGCCAGCUUGCAGACACCAUCAGCGCGUCUGUGAGAAAGUUGGAAGAAGGGCUAUCUGCAAAGGGAAUUGCGCAACCUAGUUUUGACCAGGACGCAACAUUCGACAUCCCGAUAGACUUAAGCACUGAUCAUGAUGCUGUUCUUGAUGCUACAGCAGAGCUUCACGACCUUCUAUUGGAACCUCUGAAUUUGGUUCACAGACAUGGUGGCCACAACAACUCGUUGUGUAUGCAGGCAAUUGCAGAGUUCAAGAUUGCGGACAUGGUUCCACUGGGUGGUCAAGUAUCUUUUGAUGAAAUUGCCACCCAAACCCCAAUGACAACUGAUGUCACGGCCCGCCUCCUCAGGCAUGCCAUGACUAUGCGCCUCUUCCGUGAGCCUGAGCCUGGAAUGGUGGCGCACACUGCCGCUUCUAGGGUACUGCACAAGUCAGCCGCCAACGACUGGCUCGAAGCCGGCACAAAAGAAAUGUGGCCAGCAGCCACCAAAAUGGUCGAGGCUUUGAAAAAAUGGCCGGCCUCAGAAGAGGCAAAUGAGACGGGCUACACGUUGGCAAACAACGGCUCGGAGACGCUAUAUGAUGUCUUUGCCAAAAAUCCCGAAAAAGCCACCAAGUGGGCCAAGGGGAUGCAAGUCUUCACGCAGAGGCCUCAAUUCGACAUGCGCUACUUGACUGACUCCUACGACUGGGCAUCUCUAGGCAAGGCUCAAGUCGUCGACAUUGGUGGCUCGUCUGGUCACGCUUCCAUCGCGAUAGCGAACCGUUUUCCCAAUCUAAGCUUCAUCGUCCAGGAUAUGGAAAUGGUGGUCAAAAAUGCGACAGCCCCCCCCGACAUACAAGAUAGGAUUCGUUUCAUGCCUUACAAUCUCUUCACCCCGCAACCGGUUUAUGGUGCUGAUGUCUACUUUAUGCGUUGGAUAAUGCACAACUGGUCUGAUAAGUAUGUGAGAUUAAUGCUGGGUGCGUUGUUUCCGGCGCUCAAACUUGGAGCAAGAGUCAUCAUCCAAGAGAGUUUGAUGCCGGAACCUGGAGCCGUGGCUUUGUGGAAGGAGAAGAACCUAAGAGCAACUGAUAUGAAUAUGGCGUCUGCUUUCAACGGAAAAGAGAGGACCGUCGUGGAAUUCAAAUCUUUGGUUGAGAAGUUUGAACCAGCGCUUGUGCUCGAUCAGGUCAUUGAGCCUGCUGGGUCGGCACUUGGGAUGCUCGUCUUUGUUUGGGGCAGGCAACAUAUUAAAGCAGGUAAAUGA